Paramecium pentaurelia is the source of this 1275-nucleotide messenger RNA. The record is from the annotation of a GenBank genome assembly. Lineage: Eukaryota; Ciliophora; Oligohymenophorea; Peniculida; Parameciidae.
AUGGGUACUUGUUAAGCAAGUUGUUGUAAUAAAGAUUAAGAAUUUGGAUUGAAAACACAUUAAAAGAGUGAAAGUAAUGUUGAUGAAGGUAAUCCUGAAUUUGAGGAUUCAAAAGGAAAGGAAUCACAUAAUUCAAUGUAAAAGGAUAGAGAUAAAUUUGAAGAAGAUCAUAUACAUGAAGACCAAAAAUUAAAAUUAAAAAAAGAUAAACCAAAAGAUUCCAGUAGUGUUGAUAAUUAAAAAGAGGAUUAUUCAGAAAAAAAUAAAAAUAAAGAAAUUAGUUAUAAAAUUUAAGAACAUAAAACACCUCUUCCUGAAUCAAAAGAAUAAGAAUAGUAAAAUCAAACAGAUAAAUAGGAAAUAUAAGAUAAAGCAAGUAAGAACUCUGUUUUUUCUAAGCCUAAGAAUUAGAAUUUAGAGUAUAAUUAAAAAGUAGUAAAUACUGAUCAAGAUGAGACGAUGAGUGAUGUGAGAAUAAAAUUAGGAGCUAAAACUCUUGAUAAAGGAGCAGUUUAUGAAGGGGAAUGGUUGAAAGGUAAACGUGAUGGAAUUGGUAAAUAAGUUUGGCCUGAUGGAUCAAUUUAUGAAGGGCAAUGGUUAGAAGGGCGUUGUUGUGGAAAAGGAAAGCUUAUUCAUGGAGAUGGAGAUAUAUAUGAAGGUGAUUGGCAAGAUGAUAAAGCACAUGGAAUAGGAGUUUAUUUACAUAUAAAUGGUGCUAGAUAUGAAGGAUAAGUAUUAUUGUAAAAUAUUAAUUUAGUGGUUUAAUGAUAAAUAAUAAGGUAAGGGUAUUGAAACAUGGCCAGAUGGUGCUCGUUAUGAGGGAGAAUAUCAUGAGGGGAGAAAGGAAGGUCAUGGAACUCUUUAUUUUGCUGAUGGAUCAAAAUAUACAGGGUUUUUUGCUUAAAAUGAAAUACAUGGAUAUGGAAUCUAUGAAUGGUAGGAUGGGAGAGUUUAUAAGGGAAAUUGGAAAUAAAAUAAAAUGAAUGGAGUAGGGGAAAUAAAAUGGAGUGAUGGUCGAUAAUUUAUUGGAGUACUGUUAAUAUCCAUUAAAAGAAUUACUAAGAAGAUUUGAAACAUGGAAGAGGAAAGUUUUUGUGGCCUGACGGUAGAAAAUAUGUUGGUAAUUGGGUUUUUGGAAAAUAAGAAGGUUAUGGUGCUUAUUAUUUGCCUAAUUAAUAAGCAAAAUAUGGAAUUUGGUAGGAUGGGAAAAGAACAUAAUGGUUAGAGAAUGACGAGUUGGAUUAGUUAAAGAGUAAAUAAGUUAUAGAUUUCUGA